AUGGACUCGGAGAUCGCCAACAGUUCCAGUCCCCAACUGGGACUGGCCCAGAUCGAGUCUGCUACAUCAUUCAGUGCUCAAUUACCGACACUGCUAGGGGACGUUUUUGCUGGCUGGUCUUUCUGGCAAUAUGCGGCCACCUUCUUAAUGGCUGCUAUUGAUCGAUUCCAGGCCCAGCAUUCAAAAUCCCCCCUCAUGGGGCCCUUCCUUCAGGCUCUUGAUCCCAAAUUCGAAGGAUAUCUCGAACAAUGGGCAAGGGGACCGCUUAGCUGCGUGUCCAUCUUCCACAAGUUCGUGGUUCUCGCUUCAGACCGUGACAUCGCCCACAAAGUCUUCAAGUCACCCUCCUAUGCUGAGCCAUGUAUUGUGCCUAUCGCGAAAGACAUCAUCGGGCACAAGGCUUGGGUUUUCCUCCAGGGUAAAAGUCACGCCGAGUACCGUCGAGGACUGACUCCGUUGUUUACGAACAAGGCCAUGGCAACCUACCUUCCUGCACAAGAAGCAGUCUUUGCAGAGUACUUCAACAAAUUCGUGGCUAUCAGUGAAAAUGGUCAGGGCAACCCCGUUGAGUUCAUGACCAUGUUCCGUGAGAUCAACUGCGCGCUGUCAUGUCGGACAUUCUUUGGACAUUAUAUCUCCCAGGACGCCGUGAAGAAGAUCGCAGACGACUUUUAUAUGGCCACCGCUGCUCUAGAGCUUGUCAAUAUCCCCCUCUCUCUGUAUAUCCCUUUCACCAAGCCCUGGUGGGGGAAGCGAACCGCCGACGCCAUCCACACCGAGUUUGCCAGAUGCGCAGCUGCAUGCAAGGCCAAUAUGGCUCAAGGCGCAAAACCAACCUGUAUCGUUGAUCAAUGGGUGUCUCACAUGAUGGAAUCCGAACGGUACCGCCAACGAGUUGCCGCAGGAGAGACAGACGCCGAGAAACCAACAAACCUCAUUCGAGAGUUUACAAACGAGGAGAUUAGCGAUACGUUAUUCACCUUCCUGUUCGCGUCUCAAGAUGCCUCCAGCAGCGCUACAACCUGGCUCUUCCAAAUUCUGGCCCAAAGACCCGAUGUGCUCGAUAAGCUUCGUGACGAGAACCUCGCUGCUCGAGGUGGAGAUCGCAACAAGCAGUUCAAUUUACCCAUGCUGGAAUCCCUCACGUAUACAAAUGCCGUGAUCAAGGAACUUUUGCGUCACAGACCCCCUGUCAUUUUCGUUCCUUAUCUCGCUACAAAGGAUUUCCCUGUGACGCCUGACUAUACUGUGCCCAAGGGCUCCAUGAUCAUCCCAUCAUGCUACCCCGCCCUCCAUGACCCGAACGUCUAUCCUGAACCGGACGUUUUCGAUCCCGAGCGAUGGAUCACCGGCGACGCGGAGUCGAAGACCAAGAACUGGCUUGUCUUCGGGACCGGGCCCCAUGACUGCCUUGCGAGACGAUACGUGCCGCUGUCUAUGGCGGGGAUGAUUGGCAAAGCUGCUCUGGAGUUGGAUUGGAAGCAUCAUGCUACGGAGAAGUCGGAGGAGAUCAAAGUGUUUGCGACUCUCUUUCCUAUGGAUGGCUGUCCACUGGUCUUUACGAAGCGCUCUUAA
This is a messenger RNA of Penicillium chermesinum, 1575 nucleotides long. RefSeq lists its product as uncharacterized. Bases 1 to 1575 code for a protein of 524 amino acids. Lineage: Eukaryota; Fungi; Ascomycota; Eurotiomycetes; Eurotiales; Aspergillaceae. The transcript has 4 exons. Gene Ontology annotation, biological process: sterol metabolic process. Gene Ontology annotation, molecular function: oxidoreductase activity, acting on paired donors, with incorporation or reduction of molecular oxygen; monooxygenase activity; iron ion binding. The record is from RefSeq and is a predicted model, not a curated record.